This is a messenger RNA of Coregonus sp. 'balchen', 453 nucleotides long. The record is from the annotation of a GenBank genome assembly. NCBI's taxonomy places the organism in Eukaryota, Metazoa, Chordata, Actinopteri, Salmoniformes, Salmonidae.
AUGUGUGGGGUUUCCCGCCCCGUGUCCAGGAGCACCGUGGACCCCAAACAGAUGCUGCUGUUGUGGGAACAGGGGAGUCCUGUGAUGGAGGCUGGAUCCUCGGCUACGGACACCACCAGCAUGGAGGACCAAGGUGAGCGUCUCCGCUGUCACAAGCCCUGGCUCUGGCCCAGGCUGCCCAAAAUAACCCCUGAGGACGGCAACUCUAGCCUGUGCUGUGUUAAGGUUGUUGUCUUGCAAAACGAUACAUUAAAAUCCGCAGCAUCAUGGGAUUAUGAGUUCUUCUCUCUCUGUGUGUUAGACAACGCCAGUGUGAGCAGCCUGAGUAACCCUGGUCCUGCUGCCCCGCCCACUAAGAGGAUCACCUUCCUGUUUGACUCCACCCUCACUGCCUUCCUCAUGAUGGGUAACCUCUCUCCGGUACGUACCCUAACCCUGACCCUUAACCCCUAA